Messenger RNA from Gilbertella persicaria, 877 nucleotides. RefSeq lists its product as uncharacterized. The record is from RefSeq and is a predicted model, not a curated record. Bases 198 to 854 code for a protein of 218 amino acids. The transcript has 3 exons. Lineage: Eukaryota; Fungi; Mucoromycota; Mucoromycetes; Mucorales; Choanephoraceae.
UGUUCCUACAUUUAAAGCCUAUUUUUUUUCUCUCCUUUUUUUUCUUCUUUCUUUUUCUCUCUUCUUUAUCAAUAUGUGGAUGAGGUUUGUUUAUUAUUUAUUAUAAAACGCAUGAAUAUUUGACACUUUAUCAUCUUGGCAGUACAGCCAGUGUUAGUAGCAGCGAUAGCAGUGAACCAAAAGAAAUAAAGAACAGUAUGCUUUCAUCCAGAAUACCUGCUUCACCCAUCAUUAUGCAACAGCGACUAUCUCCACCACAACCUACAGCCAGCACAUCACUGGAUCAUUUAUGGUCAAAACAAGAGAAAUUUGAUAGUUUAGAAUUAAGGCUGUUAGCACUAGAAGAUUCAGAGAGACGGUUUGAGUACCGGCUACAGUUAUUAGAACAAGGCCAACCUAUGAAACCUGAUCAACAGGAAGAAAAAGAAAAAAAAGAAGAAGCAAAAGAUUAUGUGCAUUUAUACCAUGCUCUAUUAGAAAAAUAUAAUUCGUUACAGCUUGAAUAUAAAGAAAAAGAAAUGUAUUAUCAAAAGACAAUUGAUGAAUUGACUUGUUCUCUCAAGAACGAAAAGGAACAUCAAGAUGAACCAUUUUAUAGAGAAGAAGAUGGCUAUCUCAUAUUUGAUUCUACCAACAUGAAUGGCGAAAUAACACAUUGUAGAGUCAAGAUACCGUCACACAAUAACAUCUACCGUAAACAACAACAACAACAACAACAACAACAACAACAACAACAACAAGAUUUCUUGGUAUCUCCUCCUACAACUCAUAUUGGAUCACCACAAUAUCUUGUACCUUUAAAAAAGGGCCUGAAUCCACAUGCACCAGAAUGGAAGAAGAAGAGACAUAUUUAGGUCAUGCAAAAGAUGCAGGCAUC